Messenger RNA from Nannospalax galili (Upper Galilee mountains blind mole rat), 1562 nucleotides. It is a transcript of the gene Leprot, whose product is annotated as leptin receptor overlapping transcript. The record is from RefSeq and is a predicted model, not a curated record. Gene Ontology annotation, biological process: late endosome to vacuole transport via multivesicular body sorting pathway; negative regulation of growth hormone receptor signaling pathway. The transcript has 4 exons. Gene Ontology annotation, cellular component: endosome. Lineage: Eukaryota; Metazoa; Chordata; Mammalia; Rodentia; Spalacidae. The coding region runs from base 102 to 497 and encodes 131 amino acids.
CCUAGCAGGGCGGGCUCGGGAUUCGCGCGCCUGCCCUGUGGUCUGGGUGGGGGCGGCUUUAGAAGGAAGCCGGAAGCAGCCGCGGCCCCAGCUCCAGAGACAUGGCAGGAGUUAAAGCUCUUGUGGCGCUGUCCUUCAGCGGGGCUAUUGGGUUGACUUUUCUUAUGCUGGGAUGUGCCUUGGAGGACUAUGGCGUUUAUUGGCCCUUGUUCGUCCUGAUUUUCUACGUCAUCUCCCCCAUCCCCUACUUCAUUGCCAAAAGGGUGACAUAUGACUCUGAUGCGACCAGCAGUGCCUGUCGGGAGCUGGCAUAUUUCUUCACUACUGGGAUUGUUGUUUCCGCCUUUGGGUUUCCUGUUAUCCUUGCUCGCGUGGCUGUGAUCAAAUGGGGAGCCUGUGGGCUGGUGCUGGCAGGCAAUGCUGUCAUUUUCCUAACGAUUCAAGGCUUUUUCCUUGUAUUUGGAAGAGGAGAUGAUUUCAGUUGGGAGCAGUGGUAGCACGUCAUUCUUCAUUCUCAUGGAAAGUGUCGUGUUUCCUAGGAUUUGUACUGUAUGCAUAUGUGUGCACAUGUGGGGUUUUCUUACAGAGUUUAAUAUGCUGAGUUUUUUAUAACUUUGUAUCAUGAGCAUUUAAAGGAAAGAUAAAUUUUAUUCCUAGCAAACAGAUCUCUCCAUUUACUUAAGACGAAUUAUUUAUCUUCUAGCCAUUCACAUACCCAUGAGGCUUUCAGAAAACAUGUUAACCCGGUCUUGUAGACAUCUGCUCACUUAUACAGAGUGUCUAUACCUUUUGCCUGGGAUGUGUUUAGGGAAGCAGAGACACUGAGGCCUGUCCCUUAUAGCCCAGAAAGACAGAGUUGGUGCUCUCUCUGUGUACUGUAGACCCAUCCCAAAGUGUGGUUAGCAGACCAAUAGCAUGGGCAUCGGCUUGGAGCUGAUUAGAAAUGUGGAAUCUGAAACCUCCUCAGACCUGGUGCAUUCUGAUGAGAUUCCAAGUUCAUCACAUGCACAUUGAAGUUUGAGAAGCUUUGUCAUAGAGGAAUAAACAUCACAUCCCACUUCCUUGCCUUCUCCCCCACUGCUCAACAUUUCUGGUUUGCUCCUGUAGAUGGCUCUGGCUUCUCCUUCCUGAAGGGAUAUGAGGGCCACACAAGCAAGCGGCUCUGUUUGAUUCCCACGUUGAUGUACUUACCGUCCUUCCUAUUGAAAUCGAUGCCACCUUUAUAGGAGUCAUGGAGAAUCCUUAUCAUGCUGGUUCUUAGAAUCAGUUUUUCUAGCUCAACUUUUUAUUUAAGACCUCUGGAGAAAGGGAAAUGAGAAACUACUUGUCAUAUGCCUUCAGUGGUGUUUAAGCAUUAGUGUAUGGUAGUGAACAAAUGUUUAGAACACUCCUGCCUUGAGACUGGUGGUCUGAGCAGUCAGCACCCCCUUCCCAUGCUCAUGUGAUGCUGGGUCCAGCAAUAAAAGGAUAAUGUGCAAUGCUAGUUUUUGGCCUUAUGCAUGACUUUAUGUUUUCAGUGUUCUGUGUACAUAGAGAAUUGUUAAAAGUUGUUAUUUCUAGUA